CAUCUAUCUCAUACUCACAGGUUCCAGGUAAAAAUGUGCGCAAAACAUUAGCGGAUGCUUUCAAUGUGUGGCUUGAAGUACCGAAAGAGGAAAUGGCCAUCAUCCUGGACGUGGUUAACAUGUUGCACACGUCUAGUUUACUUGCUGACGAUAUUGAAGACAACUCGAACCUUCGUCGCGGUAUACCAGUGGCACAUAUAAUCUACGGAGUACCCGCAACUAUAAACAGCGCCAACUACGUGUACUUCCAAGCGCUUGAGCGUAUCACCGAGAUGGAUAACAUGGAGGCCCUCCAAAUAUUCUCCAAGGAGAUGUUAGAAUUACACAGGGGCCAGGGGAAAGACAUUUAUUGGAGAGACAGUAAUAAGUGCCCCCAGUUCGAUGACUACAACGAGAUGGUCAUACAGAAGACUGGUGGUCUCUUCCGGCUCAGUGUGAAACUGAUGCAAGUUUUCAGCCAAGAUCAGAGAGAUUAUGUUCCCCUGUUGAAUACUAUGGGUCUAUACUUUCAAAUCAGGGACGACUAUGUAAAUCUUACCAGCACGGAGUAUAUGAGCAACAAGAGCUUCUGUGAAGACUUGACAGAGGGGAAAUUCUCAUACCCGAUCGUACACUCUGUGCUUAAGAAUCCCAAUGAGCGCCAGCUACUGAACAUAUUGAAACAACGCACAGAGUCUCGAGACGUCAAGAAAUACGCGCUGCAGCUCAUUCAUAAGUCGGGCUCUUUCGAGUACACGAAAAGGGAGCUGGAUAGACUGGCGGAUUUGGCGCUAGAGAUGAUCGAUGGUCUCGGUGGUAACAGUGCACUGGAAGAACUGAUUAUGACACUGAGGCAUGUUCAUCUCCACAGAAUGGAUAGUGAGUCCUUUUCUGUGUAAAGUUUCGAUUAUCGUCGCUUUUCGGGGCGGGUUCGGCAGUGUCGUCACAUCUUGUCCAGGCGAAUCGUGAGCUAUAAAUCCAUCUUAUGAUCCUUCAAGAGAGACAUGACAUCAACAGCUUUGGAUCACAGUCACCCCUUCUUUUGAUUCCUGACAGUAAGAUUCUGCCUUUAUUAAUAAACCUUCAGUGUGAAGUACAUGACUUCAUCAAUGAACUCUCACGUA
Messenger RNA from Sphaeroforma arctica JP610, 1103 nucleotides. Its product is annotated as geranylgeranyl pyrophosphate synthase. The transcript has 5 exons. The coding region runs from base 93 to 878 and encodes 261 amino acids. The record is from RefSeq and is a predicted model, not a curated record. Gene Ontology annotation, biological process: isoprenoid biosynthetic process. Gene Ontology annotation, molecular function: prenyltransferase activity. Lineage: Eukaryota; Ichthyosporea; Ichthyophonida.